Pantherophis guttatus is the source of this 2135-nucleotide messenger RNA. It is a transcript of the gene DOLPP1, whose product is annotated as dolichyldiphosphatase 1. The record is from RefSeq and is a predicted model, not a curated record. Gene Ontology annotation, cellular component: intracellular membrane-bounded organelle; endoplasmic reticulum membrane. Gene Ontology annotation, biological process: lipid biosynthetic process; protein N-linked glycosylation. Lineage: Eukaryota; Metazoa; Chordata; Lepidosauria; Squamata; Colubridae. Gene Ontology annotation, molecular function: dolichyldiphosphatase activity.
CGAUUGGCUGUGGCCGCCCGGCCCGGUAUCCGGGUAAGAUGGCCGCAGUCGGAGAGUGCUCGGUCCCCGUUCCGUGGAAUUCGGUGUCUCUCACUCACGUCGAGUACCCGGCAGGUGACUUCACCGGCCGUCUCCUCGCCUACCUUAGCCUGAGUCCCAUCUUCAUCAUCGUGGGCUUCGUCACCCUCAUCGUCUUCAAGAGAGAGCUACACACGAUCUCUUUCCUAGGUGGGCUAUGUUUCAACGAAGGUGUAAAUUGGUUAAUCAAGAACAUUGUCCAGGAACAGAGGCCUUGCCCAGAAGCCCAUCCGUCUGUCUACUCGAAGUAUGCGAUGCCUUCCAGCCAUUCCCAAUUUAUAUGGUUUUUCUCUGUGUAUUCGUUCCUCUUCCUUUAUUUAAGGAUGCACCAAACCAACAAUGCCAGGUUCCUGGACUUGCUGUGGAGACACGUGUUGUCCGUCUGCCUUUUAACCUUGGCCUGUCUAGUCUCAUACAGCAGGGUUUACUUACUGUAUCACACCUGGAGCCAAGUUGUCUACGGAGGUUUUGUAGGAAGCUUCAUGGCUGCCCUUUGGUUUCUCUUCACGCAGGAAAUCCUAACGCCAUUGUUCCCGAGGAUAGCUGCAUGGCCCUUAUCCGAGUUUUUCCUAAUCCGAGACACCAGCCUCAUCCCCAACAUCUUAUGGUUCGAAUACGCCGUCAGCAGAGCAGAAGCCAGGAACCGACAGCGUAAACUGGGCACCAAACUGCAAUGAGCGCCAAAGUCUCCGGUAUCGGACUAUGCAGUUCUGUAUCCCGGCAGGCUGGAACGGAGACACCUGCCCAGAUCUUUUUGAGGACGUAGCAAGGCGGCUUUUAUGAGACGGAUCGACGUGAUCGGGCAGGGACCAACCACCGAAGACCCCAGAGGCCUUUUCCAACACGCUGGAUCAAUCCUGCUGCAUGCCGAGUCCACCCACGAAGCAGAAAACCAUUUAUAUAUCGCAGGCGCACAGCGUUAAGACCGGAUGCUACCCCGGGAUGCACCGGGAAGCAAUUUUUUGGGGGGGGAAGGGGGCACAAGCACCGCUAAAUUGGAUGGGGAGAGGGGAGAAGGCGAGGCAGGCCGUUGGCAUAGUCCAUCCACUUCAGCCAAGCUUGCAUUCAGGCACCGGUCGGUCGGUCGGUCGGUUGUACCUGUGAAUAUUUUAAGUUGGGGCCGGGAGGGACCACGUACGCCUUGGGGGGACACGCCCGAUAUAGCUCUGUGACUUUUCUAUUGAAUUUCUUUCUUCUUUUUUUUUAAACAAAAGAACAGAAAAGGAAAAAAAAGCAAUUUGCAGCAUGCAAUCCACGCACUAUUUAUAUAAUCAUGGGUUGUUCAGUUAGGCGAAGGGGAACAGCAGGGACCGUGUUGAGCCUGCUUUUCGGGGGGUGGAGGGCGGGGGGGGAAACGGCCAGCUCACUGCCACUGAAAGAGAGUCGGGGGCAAAAUUAAUCAAGGUUAGAGAGCAGGGAGGUGGAGGGGGAUUCUGCAUUUUGUUUAAGCCAGGGUUGUCCAACCUUGAUGACUUUUUAAGACUUGUGGACUUCAACUCCCAGAAUUCCCCAGCCGGCUUGGCUUUGCCAGGCUGGGGAAUUCUGGCAGUUGAAGUCCACAAGUCUUAAAAAGUCGCCAAAGUUGGACCUCUUGGCUUAAGCAGUCUGCAGGUUGCUUUGAAUACAAGUGCUUUUCCUACACUCUUUACUAAAGUUACCCGACAACCUUAAUUAAAGGAUUUGCAUGUGCUGAUCAAUACAGCAGCAAAAAAAUUAUCCACCAUGCUUUUUUUUUUUUUUUAAAUCACAUCCUGGUACUGAGAUUAUGUAACCGAAUUUGUGGCUCUUUCUGAGUGCCAAGGGGAUGGAUUCCCCCCUGUGAUUGGAACUCCUUUCCUUCCCUUUCUUUCCACGCCCCGAUCCAGAGUUCAUCCCCAAAUCAGCUUUGCUGGUUUUUAAGGAAGGCCCACAAAUGGAAACCUCCCCGCGUUCGGUGGCGAGCGAUGGGGCUUGUAGUUCAAGGGAAUUAGAAGGCAUGGGGGGGGGCUCGUUUAUAAAGGAUUCCCUCUGCCACCCCUUCAAAACUUUUAAAUAAUAAACGUGUUUUUAUGGUCGCG